This is a messenger RNA of Argiope bruennichi, 6060 nucleotides long. Its product is annotated as orexin receptor type 2-like. Gene Ontology annotation, cellular component: membrane. Gene Ontology annotation, biological process: feeding behavior; G protein-coupled receptor signaling pathway. The transcript has 5 exons. The record is from RefSeq and is a predicted model, not a curated record. Bases 1311 to 2558 code for a protein of 415 amino acids. Gene Ontology annotation, molecular function: orexin receptor activity. Lineage: Eukaryota; Metazoa; Arthropoda; Arachnida; Araneae; Araneidae.
UUUUCAAAAGCAUAUUUAUUUAUUGAUAUGUUGCACGCAACUCAAGCGAUUUUUUGACUUUUUUAAUCGUUUGAAAUCCUUAGAAACAUUUAGAAGAGUUGUAUUUAGAUAGAAUUUAUGGUAGCAUAGAUAUGAGCACAUAUAGGUACAAGUGAAUCAACUUUUAAAUAAAAAGUGGAAAAACUAAUCAACAACAAGUUUCCUUUCCUUGCUUUAAGAUCAUUAUUUAAAUUAAAAGAAGCCACUAGUGUUUUAAAUUUUUUGGAAAUCACUCACACUAAUUUUGAAAUACCUGUCACUAAGCAUUUUAAUUGUGAAUUAUAUUUCCCCAUUUAAACAAAAAAAAUCUAAGUAUUCAUAUGGAAAAAAAGGGUAUAAUUGAUUGUCCAUAUGUCUAUAAAAUGCAGCUGGAUAUUAUAAGCUAUUGCUUAUGCAGGAAUUUUAACAAGAAAGAGUAAGGUAUUUUAUAUUUGUUGGUGUAAUAAAUAUUCUCAUCUCUUCAACUUAAAAUAUAUGUUCUCAUCUCUCACUAUUCUCAUUAAUUUUGUCAGUGUCAUUUAUAUUGAAGCAAAUUUUAGUAGAAUUCUGAAUUUCGUUUUUUUUUAUCCAGAGGAAAUUUAUCUCUCAUCCUUAAAAACCGAACUAAUUUUAUCAAAAACAGCUAUAUUUUUGGAUGAUGGUAUUACAUUCAUCUCUAAAUAAUGUUGCCGAUUACAGAGCUCUAUGACUGCUGGAAGCUAAAAGAAAUUUAAAAUCUAUUUUGAAACAAAUUUUGUCUUUAUUUCCAUUUUUUAAAUCUGGAUUUUGGAUUGAUAUUUUUUUCCAACCCAUAUUUGUAUCUUGAAGCUAUUAAUAUAUAUUUAAAUCAAAAUUAUCAUUACCGUGAAAUAUAUUCAAUGCUGUAAUCGCAACUUUCAGUGUUAAUAACAUAAAUAAAUGCUAUCAUUUAUUUUAAAGCAAGUAGUUUUUAUGGAUUAAAAUAAUUUCUGCAAAACAAAGCAAAUUCAUUUGCUAUUAACAACAAGGAGACCGAUACAGAAAAUGUGUCAUUAAAAUUCAUGCAAGUAUUUAAAAUUAAAAAGCAUUAAUAAUUGCGAACACUUAGAUAGUUUUCAGUGCUGUCUAUUCUAACAACUUAAGGUGAUUAAUCUUCAGUAAAUUUAUGUGGAACACGUCAAUCCACGCCAAAGAACAGUGGAAAUAUUUGAUCUCUAAACAUUACUUCAACAAAUAAUUAGACAAUGGGUUUCAGUAAUCACCAGCAACCAAUAAUUACAAGCCAUUACCAAUAAUUAACAGCAAAUGUUGCGAUGAAAAGUGCCCCGAUUAUGUACGGUGAAGGAGACUACAGCCCAAACACAAUCAUGAGCUCUGUAUCCUCCGAGCCUCAGCCACAAGGGACCGGACUUCCGAACAUUGUCCCAACCAACUCCAGCACGAUGUGUUCUAACGAGUACUGCGUUUCAGACGAGGACUACAUUGAAAUGAUCGAGGCCUACAUCUUCCCCAGUCCUUACGAGUGGCUCCUGAUCGCUCUGCACAUGACGGUGUUCUUCGUCGGCCUCAUAGGUAAUGCCUUAGUGUGCAUAUCCGUGUACAGAAACCACUCGAUGAGGACAGUGACCAACUAUUUUAUUGUAAACUUGGCUGUUGCGGACUUCCUGGUCAUUCUUUUCUGUCUGCCGCCCUCAGUACUCUGGGAUGUCACAGAGACCUGGUUCUUCGGGAGCCUCAUGUGCAAGUUGGUGCUCUACCUACAGAGUGUUUCUGUGUCCGUAUCGGUGCUGACUUUGACGUUCAUCUCCAUUGACCGGUGGUACGCCAUCUGCCAUCCCCUCAAGUUCAAGAGCACCGCCAGUCGAGCAAAGAAGGCCAUCAUCAUCAUCUGGGUGACGUCCCUGCUCCUGGUGCUGCCUGAUGCCCUCGUUAUGGACACCCGCCGCAGCUCCGCCCUCCGCGUGGAGACGCACUAUUUCACCGACUGCACCUACACCUGGAGCAACCACUACACCAAGAUCUACCAGCUGCUCAUCGUCUUCUUCCUCUACUUCUUCCCAUUCCUAUUCAUGUCUUUCUUCUACUACCAGAUCGUCAAGGUGCUCUGGAACCGAAACAUACCGGGCAGCGCGGAAGUCAAUUCCAGACAAAUCAGAACAGCCGUAGUGAAGAGCAGUGGGAAUGGAGCCAUUAGCCUGACCUCCGCAACCGCGACGUCGUCCUCGUCGUCUGCGGGCAUCGAGACCCAGAUCCGGAGUCGUCGGAAAGCAGCCAAGAUGAUCAUCUCAGUUGUAGUGCUCUUCGGUCUUUGCUACAUGCCCGUGCACCUCAUCAACACGCUCAGAUACACAACGGGACUGCCGCAGACGCAGCUGACUACAGUGGUUUCGCUCAUAUCUCACUGGCUGUGCUACGCAAACAGCGCCGUCAAUCCAAUCAUUUACAACUUUAUGAAUGGUAAGUUCCGGCGUGAAUUUCGCAAGUCCUUCUGCUACCUGUGCACGACGGAAGUUGAAACACCUACACCAACAGCCAUGACUCAGACUCUGAAAGGAGUCUAAAGCAAAUCCAGAAUAUGUCUCUUUUUGAAAAAUUGAUAUCUCAUAGAAAGGAUGUUUUAAGCUUUUCAGAGGAUCUUAAGACUGGUCAACUUGAAUUGAUGAAUCUGAAAUCUGUGCAACCAACAAAAGAGACUUUUCCUAGAAGCACUCACUAUGAGAGGUGCAUGCUUACCAGAACUUAUGAUUCAAAAGAAAGUCGCUUUAUUCUGCGAAAGUUUACAGUCGAGUGUCUGGAAACGUGAUGAGAAAAUUUUACAGCACGUUAUUAACUUUGAUUAUUUUUUUUGUGUAUUGAGCAUUUAUAAGGCCUGUUCUUUCAGGGCACAUUCGAUUUAUUUUUUUUUCAUCGAAAUGAAGACAAUUCAAGUAUAGAUGCUUUAAAAAAAUAGAACACUACUAGAGUUUUAAUCAUAUAAUACAAUUUCUUUUUUACUAAAUGACCACCGCCUACCUAAGAAAUAUUUUAAUAGAUGCAACUUAGAAAGUAACCUCCGUUAUUGAAAGGAUCUCCUCAUAUUGUUAUUAAAAAAUGGUAUGAAUCAAGAAAUGAUGGAUCCACUGUAAAUAAAAUCAUAGAAAAAUAUUAAGUAGUUUUGCGGAUCAGUUGUGUAGUAAUGCCUUUCAAAGAUGCAUUUUUGAUGUGUUUGACUUCGAAAUAUUCAUCAAGUCUUUCACUAUUCUUAUUUUAUCUUCCGAUGUAAUAAUUGUUAACAAUUUCAAUCACUAACAAUGAUGAGAGUAUCAGCUACGGCAUGGAAUAUGAUUAAUUUAUAUGAACUGCCUCUAGAAUACUCUAACGAUAAGAAAAUAGUUGUUUCAAACUACAUUCAUGUCCAUAAAUUAAGGAUAAUACAAGUUCAGGAAAAGAAAGAGUCAGAAUCAAAACAAAUGUGACUUAUAUGUAAAGCCUAUUUAUUAAACAAAAGGUAAAGAGUAAAAAAGAUGCUAUAUGUUUUAUAGUAUUAAUAAAAAGUGCGAUUUUUUGCUCCCUGGAUCAAAUUACAAAAACCCUAUAUACAAAAACCAAUAUUACAUGGUUGGUAUGAUGGAUAAUAAAUAGCAUGUCUCCCAUAAGAUGCAAUACAGUCCGUACAACGCCUAGACAGGCUACAAAAUUAUCGAUCUUAUUCUGGGGAAUAUUACACCACUCAUCAAGGAAUACUCUCCGAAGUUCCGGUAUACAUGUAGGAGAUGGUUGACGGGCUUCAACUCGUCGCCCAGCAUGUCCCACACAGGCUCUACUGGAUUCAAGUCCGGUGAAAAUGCUGGCCAGUACAUACGGGUGAUAUCCUCCGAUCGAAGGCAUUCGUUUACGAUGUUUGCACGGUGAGGACGGGUUUUGUCAUCCAUAAACACAAAUUCUGCGCCUAUGGCGCCAAAACAAACUUAUAUGUUGUUUCAGAAUGACGUCCCAAUAGAUUUGGCCCGUCAUGCUUCCAAUUUGAACAUGCAGGCCAGUUCAGGAACCCAGAACAAUUCCUCCCCAAACGAGCAAUCCUGCACCACCGUAACGGUGUCGUUCAGUGAUGUUCUUUUAAUGGUACGGGUACCUGGCGCUCUCCAUAUGAAAGUCCGGCGAGAACCAGACUGCAAGCUAAACUUGGACUCGUAGGUAAACAUUACAAGAGCCCACUGUUACGGUACCCAUAAUACAUGCUCACUACUCCAGGCUAACCUCAGGCGACAGUGAGUUGCAGUAAGUGGUACACAUCUGGCAGGCCAAAGAGCAUAUAGACCAAUCUACCCUGAGCGUCUGUACACGGUCUGCCUUGAAACUGUAAUACCAGUGACUGAAGAGAGCUGACGAGACAGGUCUAAUGCAGUGUUCCGUCUAUUUCUUUUGGCAGUAAUUGCCAAAUACCGGUCCUCAUUCGGCGUUGUAAUUCGUGGAUGACUUUUGCUGUAACGUCUACUCACAUUGCCAUAAUCUUGGAAUCGUUUCUAAAGCCUAGAGAUGAUACUCUGGGCGAUUCCAAAUUCUUCGGAUACUUCCAGUUGGGUACUCCCAUAUUCUAGACGGCCGAUAAUUCUACCACUUAAAACUGAUCCAAAUGUGUCCUUUGUUUCAAAAAUAUGCGGUUAUUGCACUGAAAGGGUUAUGAAGCGCUUGCGAACAAUUUUACUUCUUUGCCUGUAUUCCUUAUACAUCACUCUCUUACACUCUUGUCAUUGUGACGCUCUAUAGGUGUCAUCUGGUGGUUUCCUGCAAUUUGCAUAUGAUUUUAGAAGAUGUGUGUAGUCAUUUCACGGGUGAUAUUUGUAUUUUAUAGUUUGAUUUCCGCGUGACUCUGAAUUAUCCUUAAUUUAUUGACAGGAGUGUGUUUUAGAUGUAGUAGGUACCAUUAUUAAUUUUUGUCAUUGCUUUGAAAUACUGUUCAUAAGAAACUUUACAUACCAAAGUAUAUUUUAAAAACAAACCAAAAAGGGAUAAAAUAAUUUUUACCCUCAACGAUAAGAUAUGAAAAUUUUUUCGCCCUUUUCGGGUCUAGCCCAUAUGAAUUGAUGUACAAAGAUGAUUCGAAAUUACACGAAUUUGCGUUUUGGUUUCUGUAUAUAUUUCUUUUUAAUAACAUGUGCUUGUUAUUACUCAUUUUCAAUGCAUUCUAAUGGCCAGCAGUGGUUUUUAAACUUUUUCCUCUCAUCAGCACCUAUAGUAAACAGCACAUAUCACGCUUAAACGCUUCAUAAAAUCAAAUGUGAAUCAUAAUGAUAUUAUGUUUUUGAAUUUGUAACUUGCAUAUUGCUGCACAAACAUCAUGAAAUCUAUUUAUAUAUAAAAAAAGAAGAAUACGUUACCUGAAACACAGCAUGAAUUCAACGGAAAAAAUGCAUGCUUACGACUUGUAGUGAUUCAUGCUAUAUUGCAUGUUUAUUGCUUGUAGUGAUUCUAUAUUGCUAUAUUGCUUGUAGUGAUUCUAUAUUGCUAUAUUGCUUGUAGUGAUUCUAUAUUGCUAUAUUGCUUGUAGUGAGUCAUGCUAUAUUUAUACGUACAGUUUGGAGUCCCCUGUAAAAUAGCUACGCAGAAAAGAAGAACGAUUAUUAUGAGUCAAAUUGUACUCAUUCCCUUAUGUUCAGUCACAUACAAAACAAAGGGAGUUCGUGCUUAACCAUCAAGGAAACGGAAUCGUGCAUCAUCUAAAAACGUUUCAGAAUAAAAUAUUUGGAAUACAUAACUAGACAGUAUUUGAUAAAACAUAUUGUUUUUUGAAUCACUUGUUUCUGUUCAAUGCGUACACUGACAUCUGUGUCCAUGUGAAUGAUUUUUUUUAAAUAUCUUUGCAAUACUUAUUCAUAAUAUUAUAAAUGUUAAUCGUUUAAAGCAGUGCAAUUAAUGUACCACCCUGUCAGUGGACACAGCUAUCCAAAUAUCGCAAUCACUUGGUAAACGUUGCUGUGCAUGUCAUGUACUGCUAAUUGCAUUAUAGGUAUCAGAAUUUCACAUCUCUUUCUUAAAGCAGCCACAUUAUGCAAAAUUUAAUUGUUUUCUCCUCAUAUACUCAAA